Molecule: messenger RNA, 2374 nt
Organism: Ictalurus furcatus (blue catfish)
Lineage: Eukaryota; Metazoa; Chordata; Actinopteri; Siluriformes; Ictaluridae
Gene: cited1
Product: Cbp/p300-interacting transactivator, with Glu/Asp-rich carboxy-terminal domain, 1
Exons: 2
Coding region: 452-919 (155 amino acids)
Biological process (GO): regulation of DNA-templated transcription
Cellular component (GO): nucleus
Source: RefSeq, a predicted model, not a curated record
UGUAGUCUGUUUUACUGAUCAUUUAAAUGAUAGAAUUAUAGCAAAUAUCAACCAAAUAGGCUGCACUCAGUAACAAUAUGCUCAACCGUUUAAAUCUAAUUAAACUGUUCAUGGGGUUUCAGUCCAGUCCCAAGAAUCCGCUCCGCAUUAAUGAGCCGACUAAACUGAAUGCGCUCCCUGUGUGUGUGUGUAUUUAGGCUUAGUGCGUUUGAUUGAGGAGCAGGACUCACUGAUCGUGCUGAGGGAAGAGAGACAAGUCUUCAGGAGAUUACAUACCGCGCUUUGCAUCUUUCACAUGAACUUGUCAACGCAUUUCCCACCAUCAUUUAUUUCUUUAUCCAGCAGAUAUUUAAUCAUUUAAUGACCAGCAGCCAGCCUUGAACCCGGCGUGAUAUUGAACCCACAAGCGCAAACGAGACACUGCUGACUUUCUCAAAGGUGUCACCAGGUAAUGAGCUUACUGCUGCUCUCCAGCUCAAGCAUGAAGGACCGUGACUCUCUGACCCUCCUGCACUACACAAACUCUGGCAAAACAGGCCCGCAGUACCCCCCUCCCAAUCUCCACUGUCCCUCCCCAGGCCUCACCAAGUCCCAGCCCUUCUGUCUGCAGUCCAGCCAGCACCUCAUAGCCUCCAUGCAGCUGCAGAAACUCAACAGUCACUAUCAGACCCUGACCGCCUCUUCUACGGUCUCUUCUGGACCCAACAGGGGCUUCAGCAGUGCUUCAAUGAGUCCAGCACAAAUCUCUGGCCCCGGGAAUGCUCCAGGGUCUGGAAUCAUAGAUUCUGAUCCGGUGGACGAGGACGUCCUGAUGUCUCUGGUAGUGGAGCUCGGUUUGGACAGGGCUAAUGAACUUCCUGAGCUUUGGCUGGGCCAGAAUGAAUUUGACUUCAUAUCAGAUGUACCUGCUGGGUGCUGACCUCCUAAAAGAAAAUCCCCGAUCACUUUUUGGCUGCCUCCUUUUUUUUUUUUUUGCACCUGAGACACUGUUGGAUGGCUCAUGAAACAUGUGAGAAUUUUUUUUUUUAAGACACUUUUUCAUGUGUAAAGACUCUUCUAGUUCAAGCUGCAGAAGUAUAGGUGACUAUGUACUCUCACAAUCAAAAGACUACUUGGACAACUCUAGCAGAGAGGCUCUCUUGAAACUAAAAGUCGGUAACUCUCUCUAUUCACACUGAGGUCUUGCUUGUUAUAAUCCUUUCCAAGCUCUGGUUUCAAAGUGGUGCAAGAAUUUCUCACAAGUCACCAGACAUGGAGUUAAGUCAUAAGCUUCACAUAUGGAGUAGACCUCCUGCACGAGCACUACCAGACAUGGGUUUUUUUUAUUUUCUUCAUGUCUACUACAGAACUGGCCAAUUUUUUGUAACAUUGUUGGAUGGAUAUGUGACUUUUUUUUUUUCUUUUUUUUUUUUUUUUUUCUUUCCUUUUUUGACUUCAGUGGUCAUUUUCACCACCUGAAAUCCAAGCUACAAUAAAAGUUGUGUGACUCCACAAUACAUUUCUUUUGAAAGACAAGAUAUUCAUGCAGUCUCUAGUGGAUCGACUUCAUCUAUUGCUACCUGCCAUCUGUGGGUUCUGUCCACACGAGCAGCCGGGUGGUGUUUCUGUUCUGUAAUGGAAGGUGAUCCUGAAACCAGCAUAGGCUAGUCUUUUCCAAAAUGCAUGUCAUCGCAAGACUGCUUUCCACUGGGGUAAUUUGAUCCAUCAGACAGUUUUCCAUGGUUAAAUAUAUUAAUGAUGGACGUGUCCAUUUCGUCCACUGGUAGCCCCACUUUAAGUCUAGAAAGAUUGUGAACAGCAGCAGAAAUUUGAUGGAUUAUUUCAAGCAAACUAAAUACUUUCGAAUAUGAACCCUAUUACAAAAGCACUAUAUUUGUACAUGUUUAAUCAAGUGUCUGUUUUUGUCUUGUAUAAGAAUAGAAACCUUUCUAGAACGAUCUAAAAGACUCUAUUGUUGUGGCUGUCUUUAGCAUUGACUAAUGCAGACCUGUGUUGAUAAAAUAAUGGAGUAAUCUCCUCUUUAUUUUGGUUUAAUAGUCCUGAAUGAAUCAUAAGUGGUGAUUGUGCUUUUUUGUUUGUUUGUUUUUGUUUAGCACUUUCCUUCCGUCUUGUGUAUUUUUCUACAAAAGAUGUGAUUACUGUUAUAUUUAAGUGAGUGUACUCUGCUAUUUUUGUUUUGCAAAAUAUACGUAAAUAAAAAGUACAGAAUUCAAACCUUUUACUCCACCUGCUGUAAUUUCUAUUGUUUCUAAAAAUAAUAAUGGGAUGGAACCCAAAAUGAGGCCCAGCACAAAACGGCAAAAUAAACAACACACACUACUGAUGAAACUCCUCACGGCCUAAUUGGAGAACCACUAUUGGUGAAUCCCCCUCU